This is a messenger RNA of Papaver somniferum (opium poppy), 1083 nucleotides long. RefSeq names its product pentatricopeptide repeat-containing protein At3g22470, mitochondrial-like. The coding region runs from base 1 to 1083 and encodes 360 amino acids. Lineage: Eukaryota; Viridiplantae; Streptophyta; Magnoliopsida; Ranunculales; Papaveraceae. The transcript has 2 exons. Gene Ontology annotation, molecular function: protein binding. The record is from RefSeq and is a predicted model, not a curated record.
AUGACUAGUGCAGGUAUUGCUAAAGUGUACAGCAGCAUCAACUAUGGUGGUGCAUCUGCAUUUGCAGCAAACUUCUCUAAUCAACAAGGUGUUUGUAUUAAUUCCAAUGAGAAAAGAAAGAUUUUUAUUGGUUUGUCGAAAAUUAUUAAACAUGGACAUGGUUGUGUUCUGAGGGAUUUUUCAUUAGGUGAUAAUCAAUUUUGGCCAUUUAAUCUUGUAGAGAUUAUGAAAUUAUUCGAUGAUUCAAUUUUGUCGCUGGCAUUUUUUAAAUUUGUUUGUGUAAAUGAUUCUGAUUUUGGUAGUGAUAGCUCCAUUAGGUUGUAUUGUGAAUUAGCUCAUGUUUUAGCUUCACAAGAUAUGAGGUAUCUGUCACAAGAUGUGAUUUGUGUUGUGGUGAAGAGAAUUGGAGUAGAUCGUAGCCGUGAAUUGAUUGAUCUAAUGUGGAAGAGACGCGAACACUAUUUAUAUGAGUCUGAUUUUUCGGUUCUUGAUUCGCUAAUGAGGGGGUUUAUGAAGGCUGGUUUGGUUAGGAAUGCAUUGGUGGUUUUGGAUAAAAUAAGGGAGGAGGGAUUGGUACCGAGUUUGUCUGCUACGGGUAUUCUUUUCAGAAUGUUGAUUGCUGUUGGUGAUUUUAGUACUGUUUGGAGUUUGUUCAGAGAUAUGGUUGUCAAAGGGCCGAGGAUUUCAACUAAUGAGUUUAAUGUUAUGUUGGAUGGGUUUUGUGGGGAAGGGUGUUUUCAAGUGGUGGUGAGUUUGUUUUAUCUGAUGGGUAAAUUUGGGUGUGAGCCAGAUGCGUUUUCGUAUAACAUUCUGAUCAAGACUUAUUGUACUGACGGACGAUCUUCUGAAGCUUUGGCGUGGGUGAGGGAAAUGAUUGAAAAUGGUUGCGGUCCGAAUGUGGUUACGUUUAAUACAAUUAUCGAUUCCUUCUGUAAGCAGGGAAACAUGGUAGAAGCAAGAAGGUUGUUCGAUCAGAUUCAGGAGAGGGAUAUUAAUCCAACUACCGUCACCUAUAAUACGCUCAUUAAUGGGUAUGUGAAGGCUCGGGAGAUUCGACUAGAAGGUGAAAGGUCUACCUGCUGA